AAAACCCGAAAUUUCGGUCCGCUUCUGUCUGCGUUGCACGCACCGCCUGGCCGUCGUCACAGCCACCGGGAUCGGGACGCAGCGGAGGAGGCGAACAUGGCGGACGUCGUGCAGUACCGGCUGGAGCGGAUGACCGACGAGCUCGACGAUCUCGAGCGGCGCGGCCUCUUCUCCCGCCCAGAGAUCGCCGAGAUCGUCCGCCGUCGCCGCGACUUUGAGUACCGUCUCAAGCGCCCGUCCCCGCUGAAACAGGACUUCCUUGCCUACAUCGACUACGAGAAGCAGCUCGACGCCCUUCGUAAUCUCCGGAAGCGCGCCAUCAUCGGCGAGCUGAUCAAGGAGAAGCAAGCGCGGGAGGAGAACGAAGGGGCUGAUGAACAUAAGAAGAAGAAGAAGAUGUCUAAGAAGUGGAAGAAGUCUAUCUCCGAUAUCGCUGGGGUUUUGAGGAUCUUGGAUAUUUACAGGAUGGCCACGGUGAGGUACAAGGCCGAUUUGGAUCUCUGGUUCAAAUACCUCGAGUUUUGCCGAGAAAAAAGACAUGGGCGGAUGAAGCAGGUGCUAGCACAGGCAAUUAGAUAUCAUCCAAAGGUCCCUGGACUUUGGAUCUAUGCUGCAGCAUGGGAGUUUGACCAAAAUUUAAAUGUUGCAGCAGCUCGUGCUCUCAUGCAGAGUGGUCUCAGGACUUGUUCUAGUUCCGAGGAUCUGUGGAUUGAGUAUCUCCGAAUGGAGCUCACUUAUCUCAACAAACUGAAGGCUCGAAAAAUUGCUCUAGGAGAAGAUGUUAAAUUGUUGCAGCGAAACAACAGUGAUGCAGAUAGGUGGAAAGAAGAGAACAGGGAUCUUUUCAUGCCUUUGAAUGAAGAACAAGGAUCCAACGCACAAGAAGGUAGUUUGGACAAGGGAGAAGAACUUUUCUUGCAGCAAGGUGCAUUGGUUCUCCAAACCAUAUACCAUGGAGCCAUUGAGGCUAAUCCAUCAAGUCUGAGCUUGCGCCAGCGAUUCUUGGAGAUUUUAGAUACUGUGGAUUUAGCACAUUAUGAUGAAUUGAAAGUUGAGGUAAUGGAAGAUCUUAAGAAAGAUUUCUCACACGACGAAAACUACUGGGACUGGAUUGCUAGCUUGCAAAUUGGUGACAUUUCAGAACUGAAGGAUUCAGAGAGAUCUAAAAUUCUGUCCAAGUUGGAUAGAGUUGUUCAGGUUUAUGAGGAGGCUGUAAAUGUCUUGCCAACUGCCAAGAUGUUUUCUCUUUAUGCAAAGUUUUGGCUGGAUGUUUUGGUUUCUGAUGGUGAAGAUUCAACUUCUGCUCUGAGUAAUGCUGUUGUCGAUGAUCGAGACUUUGUAUCAUCUAUCAUUAAGGUUUAUGAAAAGGCAGAAUCCCGUGGAUGCCUUACAGCAGAUCUUGCCUGUCAGUACGUUUCAUUUUACUUGCAAAUUGGGAGGUUAGAUGAAGCAAAGAAUCUUGCUAAGAAACUUUGCAACAGUAAACUUCCGGACUCUGCAAAUUUAUGGAUUCUGAGAGCUUCAAUUGAGAUCAAAUGGUUUACAAAUAAAUCUUCUGCGAUCAAUAAGGAUGACUUGCAUUCUGUGUUUGAGUUCUUAAAAGAUGUGCUGACUAGACUAUCCAUCUCCGAAACUGAGUAUUUGUGGCUUAUGGCACUGAAAGUCUUUUCAAACAACAAAGGGUUUUUUGAAAAGCUGGUGAAGUUUUUAAUGCUUGCAUUGGGGAAAGCUAGUGGUACUGAUUCUGGAACAUCUGUUUCUUCUGCUGUCGUGAAUUGGGUUCUCCAAAGAGAGGGUAUUCAGCAAGCAAGAGUGAUGUAUAAGAGAUUUCUAGCUUUACCCCAUCCGAGUCUGAAAUUCUUCAGAUAUUGUAUGGAGCUUGAACAAAACCUCAUCUUUGUCGGAGAUAAUCUUGGUGUUACAUGUGUUCGCAAGUUGUAUGAAUCAGCUCUGGGCAUCUAUCCUGAGAACAGGGAAUUGUGGAGAGAUUACUACCUCUUGGAAAAGAAGGUCGGGACAUCCGAAUCUGUAAAUGCUGUCUACUGGCGUGCUCGAAAAACCUUAAAGGACACAUCAAUGAUAGUUAAUACUGACUUGUAAUCAAUUUUUUUAAUGUCAGUAUCAUCUGAUCUCAGUAUUAAUAGUUUAUUUUUACCUAAUGAAUGAAAUUUUGAGUUUCAAAUUCCAGAUCGGCUUGGGUGUAUCAGUGGAUGCUGUCUCAUUAAUAUUCUUUCUGAUUGAAGACACAAUUAAUUGGGUUUGUUGUUCUUUACAUGGGUAUGGCUCAUUUUGAUGUCAGGUUGGUGGUGCAUUCGGACAACUCAUUCAGAUGCUAGUGUAAGGCACAUAUCUUUCGUCUUGGAAAACUUGUUCUUAUGUCA
Messenger RNA from Musa acuminata subsp. malaccensis (wild Malaysian banana), 2381 nucleotides. RefSeq lists its product as uncharacterized. Gene Ontology annotation, molecular function: snoRNA binding; protein binding. Gene Ontology annotation, cellular component: small-subunit processome; Pwp2p-containing subcomplex of 90S preribosome. Lineage: Eukaryota; Viridiplantae; Streptophyta; Magnoliopsida; Zingiberales; Musaceae. The record is from RefSeq and is a predicted model, not a curated record. Gene Ontology annotation, biological process: maturation of SSU-rRNA from tricistronic rRNA transcript (SSU-rRNA, 5.8S rRNA, LSU-rRNA).